Molecule: messenger RNA, 5353 nt
Organism: Diabrotica virgifera virgifera (western corn rootworm)
Lineage: Eukaryota; Metazoa; Arthropoda; Insecta; Coleoptera; Chrysomelidae
Product: zinc finger protein 501-like
Exons: 2
Coding region: 96-1421 (441 amino acids)
Biological process (GO): regulation of transcription by RNA polymerase II
Molecular function (GO): RNA polymerase II cis-regulatory region sequence-specific DNA binding; DNA-binding transcription factor activity, RNA polymerase II-specific
Source: RefSeq, a predicted model, not a curated record
UUGUCAACACGUUUCAGGGUUUCAUAACAAAAUCAUAUGAUUUUAUUUCGUUUUGUAAACAAUUAUUGUUAAAAUUUUAAAAUUAAUAAUAAUCGAUGAUGGAAGUAAAACAAGAAGUUGGUCAGAUAACUUCUGAAACAGAACUAUAUAAUGAGGAUGUUAAUGUUGCUCUGGAUGGCUUUAAAAUAGAGAUUAAAGAGGAACCAUUGGAGGAAAGUACAGAUGAUACAUUUGGUUAUUUGGAUGUAAAGGAACAUCCUAUAAAAACUGAAAUAAAACAAGAUGAAGAUGUUGCUUUACUGUUGCAGGAAGAAGGUUUAUUAUGUGUAGACAUACAAACUGAUGCCCGAAACAUUUUGAAAGAUCAUGUUAAAAGCAACACAAAAUUGAACCAAUAUCUAGCUGUCCCUAGUAAAGUGAGUACUGAAGAAACGCUUUGUGAAAGCGAAAUUGGCACCAAAAAGUUAAAACAACACAUGGCAAUUCUUGGGAAGGAGAAACCGUUUAUAUGCGACAUAUGCAACAAAAAGUUUCCGUUUAAUUCCUCUUUUAAAAUGCAUAUGAGAGUGCAUAGCCCUGUAAAACCUUUUGUAUGCGAAGUUUGCACCAAACAGUUCGCACAAAGUGUUCAAUUUGAAAGACAUAUGAGAGUGCACACUGGUGAAAAACCAUUCGUAUGUGAAAUAUGUAGCAAACAGUUUUCAGGAAGUUACAAUUUAAAGUUACAUAUAAUAACUCACACUCAAGACAAACCAUUUGCCUGUAAAGUGUGCUCCAAACAGUUUUCAUAUAGUUGGAGUUUAAAAAAACAUAUGAGACGACACAGUGGAGAAUGUCCCUACAAGUGUGACGUUUGUCCUAAACAAUUUACUCGACAAUAUAACCUAAAAUCACAUAUGAGAGGGCACACUGGAGAAAAUAUUUUUUCUUGCGGGAUGUGCACAAAAAAAUUUUCAAACAAGCGGCAUUUAACGAGACAUGCGGUGGUGCAUACUGGCAAAAAACCUUCCAUAUGUAUCGUAUGUUCUAAAGGGUUUUCGAACAAUUCUUAUUUAAAAGAACAUAUGAGGACCCACACUGGAGAAUGUCCUUAUAAGUGUGAAGUUUGCCAUAAACAAUUUACUCAAAAAUAUAAUUUAAAGUCACAUAUGAGAGUGCACACUGAAGAAAAUAUCUUUUCUUGCGGUACGUGCACAAAAAAAUUUUCAAACAAGCUGCACUUAACGAGACAUACAGUGGUGCAUACUGGUAAGAAACCUUCCAUAUGUAUCGUAUGUUCCAAAGGGUUUUCAAACGAUUCUUAUUUAAAACAACAUUUGAGAACCCACACUGGAGAAAAACCUUUGACAUGUGAUAUUUGCACCAAAAGGUUUGCAAUGAAGUUUCAAUUAAAAGCACAUAUCAAAACGCAUACUGGAUAAAAACCUUCCACUUCAUAUACACUUCUUCUUCUUCUACGGCACUUCGGCCCAAAUUGAGCCUUGAUCUCUUUUAUUUUUUGCCUUCACCCUUGUUUGUCUGUGGCUGCUCUUCUCCAUACACGGACUCCUAAAGGGCUUGUGCGUCGCUAUUUACUGUGUCUUCCCAGCAUCCCAGCACUUUCUUGGCUUUCCAACCGGUCUCUUUUCCUGCAUUCUAACGCUUAGUGCUCUUUUUGGUAGCCUAUCUUAGCACAUGUCCGGUCCAUUACAAUUUUUGUAUUCUAAUGAAGUCUGACAGGGGUGUUUCCUUAUAAAGUUGAUAAAGACGGAGACGGACAAAACACGACGUCACGUCGACCACUACACUCCCUCCGGGGGAUCAGUAUUGAAGAGAGAGUUCAGAUAGUCUUACGCUAGCCGUUGCCUUUUGGUAGAUAUAUUUGAUCAUGUAAAGGCCCCGUCUCACCAUCAAAUAAUUGACAGUUAUUUGAUCAAACUUGACAGUCAAACUUGACUAGUGACACAAACUAUACAUACUAACUGUCACUUUGUGUCACUAACUGUCAAGUUUGAUCAAAUAACUGUCAAUUAUUUGAUGGUGAGACGGGGCCUUUAGUGUAGCGAUGGUCUAUUCGGCAUUCUGUCAAUGCUUUUAACAUUUUCUGCUGGCUUAUGGUAUCAAAUGCUUUCUCGUAGUCUACGAAUAUCAGUGCCAAUGGUUUGUUGUAUUCCGCAGACUUCUCUAUCAGGUUUUUUAUUACCAGUAGAUGGUCGUUAGUGCUAUAUCCAGAUCUAAAUCCAGCUUGUUCUCUAGGCUGAUAGAAGUCUAACUUAGCCUCCAGUCUUUUUUUUUGAUAAUUUUUGUGAAAAGUUUAUAUACAUGUGAUAGCAAACUGAUAGGAUGGUAGUUUUUGAGAUCUGUAUGUCACCUUUCUUGUGUAAUAAAACAAUGACUGCAUUGUUCCAUUAAGAAGGGGGUUUUCCUUGGUAAAUGCAUUCGGUGAAAAGUUUGACCAAAGCCUGAAUAAUUUUAUUUCCACCUUGUUUUGAUUGCCUCGAUCACUAUUCCGUCAUCGCCAGGGGAUUUAUUAUUUUUCAUUUCUGAAAGUGCCGUUUUAACUUCAUAUGGUGUUACUUCUGGCAUUAAUUCUGAUCCCUGGUUUGUUAUUUUGGACAGGGACUGAUCUUGCCUUUCGUUGGUGCUCUCAUACAUUUCGCGAUAAAACGAUUGGACAACCUUGAGGAUUUCGGUUCUAUCCGUAGCAAUGUUGCAUCUUAGUAUUCGCUCUGAGCGUUAACAAAGUGUCAAAGCAAAAUCGACCGACCUGCUCAUGGUGGCGGUUUUUUGAAAUUUUAUAAGGACGCUUUGUGUAUGUUUAAAUGAGACAUUUAAAAAAAUGUCGUGUCACGCUAGUGAUAUUAUGUAUUAAUAUAAACAGAAAAUAAAAACGCACUAUAAAUUCUUCACUUUCCAAUAUUUAUUAUCAGUUUGAUUUUGUAUGCAUAACCUCACUAUCGCAAUUUAUGUCAAUAAAUAUUUAUUAACGAAAAAGAAAAUAUUUUGUUUCACUAUAAAUUACAGUAUAAAUUAAUAACUAAUGAAUUCUAACAAUUGUAUUCGGUUAUUAUCACUACAAAAUAAAAUAUUCAAGUUUAACAAAAUAAUCCCAUAAGACUCAAUGUUAAAACGUCCUUACAAAAUCUUGACAGCGUAUCACGUGACUGUACGUAGAGGGGAGACGCACGGAGCCAAUAGUAUAGUUGAUCCAAAAGAUGGCAUAACCCAGACAUCCAAAGUGAAAGUUAUCCUUCAACACCAAAUUGUUCUAUAUGGUCCACACAAUGUCCAGAAAAAAGUCACACCAUUUUGAGCGUCGGGUUUGGGGGGGAGAGGGGGGAGAAAUCGGUAAAUUCGUAGUUUUUUAAGUUUUUCGCCAAUAUUUCUAAAACUAUGCGGUUCAGCAUGAACAACCUUUUACACAAAAUUGUUCUACAUUAAAUUUGAAAUAAAAAAGGCCCUAUGCAUAAUCUUUCUAAAAUGAAUGGUUGCAAAGUUACGGAUGUAGUAUAAUAUAACUGGUCCAAAAAAAGGCCUAACCCAAACAUCCAAAGUAAAAGUUUUCCUCCAACACCAAAAUGUUCUACAUGGUCCACAUAUUGUUCAAUAAAAAGUUACACCAUUUUGAGCGUCCGGUUUGGGAGGCAGAUGGGAGAGAAACCGGUAAAUUAGUAGUUUUUUUUACGUUUUUCGUCAAUAUUUUUAAACUAUGCUUUAGCGUAAACAAUGUUGUAUACAAAAAUGUUCUACAUGAAAUUUAAAACAAAAAAUGUUCUAUACAUAAUUGUUAUAAAAUCAACGGUUCCAGAGUUACGGAGGGUGAAAUUCGAGGUUUUCGAUACUUUUUAUAUUUUUUGGGCAAUAUUUAUGAUAUAACUAUACCAAAAACCCAGACAUCCAAAGUGAAAGUUAUCCUCCAACACCAAAUUGUUCUAUAUGAUCCACAUAAUGUUCAGAAAAAAGUCACACCAUUUCGAGCGUCGGGUUUGGGGGGGGGGAGAGGGGGGAGAAAUCGGUAUAUAUAAAACGUAUCGAAAACCUCCAAUUUUCACCCUCCGUAACUCUGGAACCGUUGAUUUUGUAACAAUUAUGUAUACAACCUUUUUUGUUUUAAAUUGUAUGUAGAAUAUUUUGCUAUAGAACAUUCCUUGCGCUAAAGCAUAGUUUUAGAAAUAUUGACGAAAAACCUAAAAAAAACUACUAAUUUACCGAUUUCUCCCCAAUCUCCCCCCCCCCCAAACCGGACGCUCAAAAUAGUGUAACUUUUUACUGAACAAUAUGUGAACCAUAUAGAACAAUUUGGUGUUGAAGGAAAACUUUUACUUUGGAUGUAUGGGUUAGGCCUUUUUUUGGACCAAUUAUACUAUACUACCUCCGUAACUUUGGAACCGUUCAUUUUAGAAGGGUUAUGCAUAAGGCCUUUUUUAUUUCAAAUUUAAUGUAGAACAAUUUUGUGUAGAGGGUUGUUCAUGCUAAACCGCUUAGUUUUAGAAAUAUUGACGAAAAACGUAAAAAACUACGAAUUUGCAGAUUUCUCCCCCCUCUCCCCCCCCCCCCCAAACCCGACGCUCAAAAUGGUGUGACUUUUUUCUGAACAUUAUGUGGACCAUAUAGAACAAUUUGGUGUUGGAGGAUAACUUUCACUUUGGAUGUCUGGGUUUGGGUCUAACUGUACCAUACUAUCUUUGUUUCUCGCCUCAAAACGCCUUCUUCGUAUUUCGUCUCAAAACUUUUAAACUUUUGUUUUCUUGAAUUAUUUGAGUUAUUUCUCUUGCGUUGUUUUCUCUUAUGUCGUUUUGGAUUGAUCGGUGGAUAUCUUUAUUUAAUUUCUUCAGUGUAAUUGGAGUCAUAUUUUUCCGUCAGCUGUCUCCUCUUUCUUAUUAACUCUUUGGUAUUUCGGCUUAAUUUUUCUUUAUGGGUCACGACAGUCGGGCAUCAUUCCCUUCAUGUUUCUUCUAGUGCCUUCGUUAUGAAUUUAUUUGCGUGGGGUAGUCCUGUGAUGCCUCAGGUUAAACCCAGGAAUAUUUUAAACAUCACAUAUUUUUAACAACAUAAUGUAACACAUUUUAAAACUUUAUAAAAGUUUUGAUGCGAAAUACGAAGAAGGCGUUUUAUGGCGAGAAACACUGAUGAUGGAAUUAGUAUUCCGAAAACGUCCUGUUCUGUGAUGUAACACUUUUUAGUGAUUUUUGUAAAUAGGUAUACCUUUUACAAAGGAAUUUAACUAUUUUUCAGUUAUAUUUUAUGUUUGUUAUAUAUCUUAUUAUAUUUAUGUUUAAUUUAUUAUGUAGAUGUAGAUUAUUAAAAGAGUAUAUCUUAUUGAAGUUUUUUAAUAUUGUCGUUGAAAUUGUUUACCGUUGAUCUAGAUUAUUAU